Molecule: messenger RNA, 3873 nt
Organism: Silurus meridionalis
Lineage: Eukaryota; Metazoa; Chordata; Actinopteri; Siluriformes; Siluridae
Exons: 7
Coding region: 1083-1838 (251 amino acids)
Biological process (GO): protein localization to plasma membrane
Source: RefSeq, a predicted model, not a curated record
CUCGCCCUUCAAGUUGUGAAGUGUGCAACCUUCGAAGUCUACCGUCUUUAUAGGCUUACACACAUGAUACCUAUUUUACAAUUAAAUAUAAAACUAACCAUUUGCAUCCAUGAUGCUAAACACUGGGUACAGUUAAAAUCUUGAAUUGAAGUGAAGAUAGGAUGAAAUAAAACGGGAUCAGAUCAGACCAUAAUUGAUCAUAUUUUCAGAGAGAAACACAUAAGAGGAAGAUUGAAGAGCACUAAAAAAUGUUUGAUCAUGACAGAAAAGAACACAAUAUAAUGAAUUAGGAAUAGUUUUUCCUCUUUAUUCCACUUAUUCUCUUUCACGGGCUUCACUUUUCACAGUAAGAACUUUUCAUUAGGUGUCAUAAUUAACCAAUUAUUUAUUUAUGUAACUAAACUAAACAACAAUUACGUAUAAUUUAUAUCUUAUAUUAUUAAAUAUGAUGAUUCAUUUUUUUGGAAUUUGGCCGUUAUCUACUGGGACAACUGUAUAUUGGUGGUUUCUUGAAAAACAACUACAAUGAAGUGGUCUAUAAAUUAACUGAUUUCCUUUACUUUAGUUUACAAGACUAAACACAGCUAAUUUGCUGUUCCCUAACCAGAGCACCUUGUACUGCUUUCUAGGAGAUAACACAGAAACAAUAAACCCAACACAUAUGAUUUAUACCCGCAUGUUUGCAAAAUAAAAAAAAAAGGUUUCCAACACUUAACGUAUAUUAUUGCAAUCCCAAGACAGCUUGAUUAAUGUGGAGCAUAGUAGCUAAAUGAAUAAGCACUAGACCUAAGCAAACAUUAAGAUAAAGUGAAGUUGACCCAGCCCAAAUGUUCUCAUUCCUGCUUUCUGACAGGGCAAUGUGUUGCAAGGAGUGGUUAACAGAGGCUGAAUGUUUUAAGUUUGUCAAAAGGAAACUAUUAAAGAAUGUAGUUUGGUUGGUGGAAGACAUGGCUAAGAAUGCUGAGUAUAGAAACACAAUGAAGCAUGGAAAAGAACUGGCUGGCUGACAUCUACAUGGGAGAGAAUUUCGAAUAACCUCAAACUAAGUCUCCUCAGUCAUUUGAUAACUCAUCUAAAGAGACAUGGCUUUCUGGAUUUUUUUACCCAUCACUCUCAGUGCUGUCUCACUCAUCGGUUGCUGGACAGUGUAUGGACUUGCAUUAAGAUUUAACCACAUCUGCUCCCUCAGGAAUUGGGAAUACAGCAACUCAUGUCUGACAAAUAAAACUGUAACUGGAGGUUGCUGCACAGAAUAUAACAUACCCACCAUAAGUGGAAGUGGAACCCAAUUUCCAGAAAAUUCCCUGUUUAGUGCUACUAUCAACGCAGCUUCAUUUUUAUUUGUGAUUUUCAGUAUUUUCCAUUAUGCACAUAUCCUGAAGAAGUGCACUGUGCACCGCUUCUUCAGUAAGUCUGCCAUGGUAUUUGGUUGUCUAGCUGGUGUUGGUGCCUUUGUUGCUGGAAACUGCAAUCCAGGAGAGCUGAUGUUUUUGCAUUACCUGGGUUCUGCUUUGAGCUUUGUGUGUAUCUGCUUCUACACAGUGCUGCUCACAUUUUUGACAAGCACAUGCAUACUAACUGGACUAGAGCGCUUCCUCUACCCAGUUCGCAUCGUGUUCUCCAUCGUCCAGGUCACACUAACCAUCCUCUACUGCAUCUUUUUUACUCAAAAGGAUUUCUACUACAGGCACAUCUCUGCUAUAUUUGAGUGGACUCUCAGCAUGAACCUUGAGCUCUUCGAACUCAGUUAUGCUGUGGAGUUUUAUUUCUUCUCCUCUUCAAUGCUUUCAGUACUUCUCUCAAACAGGGAUGAAGAGAACACUAUGAUCUUAUCCUGAUGGCUGACUUGUUAGCCGUGCCCUUCCUUAGCAACAAAUCUUUAUUUCUUACUAGUGUGUAUUCAGACUGUAAAGUUUGUAGGGAUUAUCAGAAAAGCAAACCUGUAAACUGGCUUCUAAUUUAUUGGAUGUGACUCAGGCAUGUAAGCAUAUUUUUGCACAAACCUCAGCCUUGGUUGAAAUUUCAUACCUGAAGUAUUCAGUAAACGUUAAAUAUACGCAGGCUGUAGCCACUAUAGAUAGCUUUUUUAAUCUCAUACCUCCAAAGCUAAACAAUUUUUCUGUAUAUGGUGGGAAUGUAAAUUUUGUCAUGAUUGGAUAAAGCGUAUUUAAUAUAGUUUGAGGAAUCUUGGCAUGUCAGUCAUAUUUAUACAUUGCAAAAUCAAUUCAUAUGCUCUGGAAUGUAAUCUACACAUGACAACACUGUGUGGCUACCAAACUGAAUUCAUUUAAAGACCAAUAAAAUGAAUGGUGGUGUUUGAAUUUUCCAUUGAGCCAUAUAAAGGAUUCAUAUAUGUAAAUAAUUAUAUAAAUAUGUGCUCUUGGUUAAGGGUUUGCCAGUGUAGCUCUACACAUUGGCUUAACGUCAUUAAAUACCGUAACUUGAGAAGAUAUUUAUUACUAGCAGAUCAGUUUUUGGUCAUGUAAAAUGUGAGAAGCUGGACUUGCUUCAGUAAGUUGCAAAUGAGUGUGUGAAUAUGUAUACUUAUCACAUCAGAGUCCCUGGUAUAGACUCCAGAUCUACCACAAGCCUUGCAGGGAUAAAGGAUGAAAGAAUAGACAGUUAACAGAUAAACGGCAUAUUUGGUUAACAGCACUGCUCUCAUAUUCACACCCUAGUAGUAACUUUUGUGCUCAGUGUUUGAGCCACUAAUGCCAAAGUUUAGCACAUAGAAUGAAUUCUUUCGAGGCCAUGAGACCAUUAGGUGUGGUGAACAUAGUAAAACCGUCUAAGCAUUACAUGUUGACAUUAGACAAGACAUUGACGUCACACAAGAUGUUGUUGUUUAAUGCUUGGCAUGUUUUACCAUCAUAUUAGUAUUUAAGCACAGAUCACACAAGAUGUCAAUGUUUAACGCAAGUUUAAACCAUAAUUUCUGUGUUUUUAUUCAUCAGGGCUUAAAUAACAAUUGUGUUCCUCACUGGCUUAUAAACAAACAAACAACAAAUUACUACCUCCUUUUUACUUACACAAUCAUUGAGAGUAAUUAGCAGGUAGGUAUUAUUACUGCAAUACACAAGAUUAGUUUGACUACCUUCAUUAAAGCAGAACUUUUGGCACUAUAGUGUUCUAAAGUACUCCGUCCUUGCUUAAAAAAUAAAAUAAAACAUUGGUCAUUAGUGAAGCAAAUGCUGUGGUACAUUAGCAUGAGAAAGAUUAUAUGGCUGCCUCCAACCAAUUUGAAUUUAUACAGUGAUAAGGAUUGUUUACCAAGAGUGGGUCUCAGAAAACACAGUCCAAAGUCAGAAUGUUUAAUGCACAGGAAGCUAAAUCAUGUGACCUACAGGCCUCUAUAAGCACAUUAAAUGUCAGUAAUAAGUGUAACUAUUAUAGAAGGGUAGACAGAAAAAAGAACUAAAAUAAAAAUGUAUUCACAGUCAUAGCUAAGAUUUUUGGUACAUAAAUGCUUAAUGCCAUAUUUAACAAGAACUAAAUAGUAUUUCCACAUUCCAACUGCUAAGCUUGGACUUGUUUUAAAGCCUCUGGAAUUGGGAAAUGGCAGUCAGUAAGACAACAAUGAACUCAUACCAUAAUAUUCUAGUGUGAAGCCAUCUUUCCACCAGCUUAAGCAAAAACUGGCUCAUGCAACCGGAUAACGAUCACAAGUGCACCAGAACAUUAGCUAAAUACAUUAAAAAUAAAUAAAUAUUUCAAAAUCUAGACCUUCUGGGAUCUUAAGAAAGCCGUGCAUAACUGAAUAAUGCUAAAAAGGUUUUCAGGUUCUUGUUAAAAGUAGUUCUACAGGUUAUUAAACUGCAGGGUGUACUUGUUCUGUGUCCACCUGGUUUCUAAAUGUUGAUUUUCUUGCUGGGG